Molecule: messenger RNA, 1182 nt
Organism: Solanum stenotomum
Lineage: Eukaryota; Viridiplantae; Streptophyta; Magnoliopsida; Solanales; Solanaceae
Product: F-box protein CPR1-like
Exons: 1
Coding region: 7-1182 (391 amino acids)
Molecular function (GO): protein binding
Source: RefSeq, a predicted model, not a curated record
GAUCACAUGAUGGCAGAUCGAAUUAUGAAGAAAUUGCCUGAAGAUGUCCUUGUUUAUAUACUUUUGAGGCUAUCAGUGAAAUUUCUCUUGCGAUUCAAAUGCGUCUCUAGAACUUGUUACACUAUCAUACAAUCUUCUGGUUUUGUUAAUCUUCAUCUUAACCGCACCACUACUUCGAAUGAUGAAAACAUUCUCUUCAAGCGCUCCUACAAAAAUGACAUUAACAAAUAUAAAGCUAUCUUUUCUUUUCUUUCUAGUGAUGGUGAUGAUUAUCUCAACUGUAUUUUUCCAGAUGUAGACGUGCCUUAUAUAACAUCCCCAUACAUUAUUGACUAUGACCAAGUCAUUGGACCUUUCCAAGGUCUGAUUGCACUAAUGGAUGCAGUUAUUACCAUCUUAUUCAAUCCGUCUACCAGAAAUUAUAGGCUGCUCCCAACUAGCCCUUUUAACGCUCCUAAGGGAUUCCGUCGAUCCAUUGAAUGCGCCGGGUUUGGUUUUGAUUGUGUUGUUAAUGACUACAAGGCUGUUAGAAUAUAUGAUAUUUACAACGACGAUCGUUAUGGGUAUGCCGAACACGGAGAGAGAAAAGUUGAGAUUUAUGAAUUGGGUAUUGAUAUUUGGAGAGAAUUAGAACAUGUGAAUCUACAGUUGCCCAGGUUGUUUUGGUUGAAUUCUUCGAUGUUUUAUAAUGGAGCUUAUCACUGGAUUGCAACUUCAGAAGGCCGACUUGUAAUUCUUUGUUUUGACUUGAGCACCGAAAUUUUUCGGAUUAUAAAGACGCCAAAUAUUCGUCGUUGUUCCAAUGGAACACGUUAUAGCUUUAUCCUCUUGAAUGGGUCUAUAGGCUUGAUAUGUUACCCCUGUUUAGGUCCCAUGGUUGAUCCAAUGAUAAAUUUGAUAGACAUUUGGAUACUGAAAAAUUAUAAUGUUAAUGAGUCUUGGGGAAAGAAGUAUACAAUUAGAUGUCUUCCUAUUGAAUCUCCAUUGGCAGUGUGGAAGGAUUAUUUAUUGCUUUAUCAAAGUAAAAAUGGGCAUUUUAUGUCAUAUGAUCUUAACUCUGAUGAAGUCGUGGAAUUGAAUCUACACGGUUGUCCAAAGAGUAUGAGAGUUAUAGUUUACCAAGACAGUUUGACUCCAAUUCCUAGAGGAAGCACAUGCAGUACACAAGUUCAUAAAUUUUAG